Messenger RNA from Paramuricea clavata, 17113 nucleotides. NCBI's taxonomy places the organism in Eukaryota, Metazoa, Cnidaria, Anthozoa, Malacalcyonacea, Plexauridae. The record is from the annotation of a GenBank genome assembly.
UAGAAAUUUUGUCAAUCGAUAUUUGAAAGCGUCUUUUCACGCAAAUACCCACGGGAUUUUGCAUUAUGUUAGUUCUAUUUCCCAUUUCCUUGCUCGUGUUAAGGUACAGUAAACCUUGAAAGGAGGCCAGUUUGAAAAUUCCUCGUAUUUACAUGUUAAAGCCGUGCUAACAUCGUCGGUGCUGCCACAAAUAGUAGACUCAUAAUGGAGGGCAGUACAGCUGCGGCCAAACCAAAGGCGAAAUUAAAAGGAAACAAGAAAGAGGAAAAAGACAAGAAUCCAAAAGGGAAAGUUGGGAAAGGGAAAGGUGAGUAUAGCAAUUGCCUCUACAUGUUUAUGUGUUAGUUUUCUAGCAUGAUCGCUCCUUGGAAUUUCAAAAAUUUUAUUGAAAACUUUUUUUGCCAUAAAAUAUAUUGUGUGCGCACUUGAUAUUCAUGAGCAAUAAAAACACUUAAGCUCAUUUAUGAGAUUCAAUUGGCAGUUAAUAUUUUUGUGUUAAGGAGUCGUGCUGAAUUAUGCCAAAUUUGAAGGGCAAGGGCUGAGUUACAAAGCUAAAGUAAGUACUAAUUAAUACCUGUUUGUGUAAAUACCGUAUUAACCCCAGGGCAAAUAAUGUGAAUAUCUGGUCCUGUGUCCAUGGCCACUUAUGCUAAAUGGGCAAAUACAAAUCCUAUGAAGGUACUACAAUUGUAUGAUAAAUUAUCAGCUUUAAUACGUGCUGGUGUCCAGUGAGGGAAAGGGAUCGAAAUGUAGCUGUAUUUAAUUAUACAUUCAAAUUACUGGCAAAAUCUAAAACAGAAUGUCGAAAUGAGGACUGCCAUUUUGUUGUGUUUCAUUCUUCAAUAUUUAGAUUUCCUUCAAAGUCCCUUGUUUGCAUCAGUGGCACACACUUACUGCAAAAUAUUGCGGUUUCUUUCAUCAGUCAUUCAAAAGUUUAUAGAAAUUAUUGAAAUGGAGCUGCAGUUGCCCCCUCCCAAUGUCUGAUUGGGAGGUAGGCAGCACACUUGAGAUAAAUCUUUGAGCAUUUUAAGUAACUUACAGAUGCUCUUACUCCAGACUGAAAUGUUUUAUAUUGCACAGGAAGUAUUUUUUCCUGAGAAAAAUGUGCAGAAAUUUUCCAGACUAGGGAUUCCUGCAGGAUUCAUGAUUAUUAGAUUACAUUGAUAUCGAAGGAACUAGAACGAAGGAACCACCGUGGUCAGGCACAUUUUUCAAGCUUGCCCGGUGUGGAUAUACACUCAGAGUAACAUCACAAGCAUUAUAUAUAUUCACCUGAGUUCAUUAUACCAACACAGAAAAAUUCAUGAUUAUUAGGUUACAUUGAUAUCGAAGGAACUAGAUUCUGUUCUGAAAUAUCACAUACUCGAACCGACCAGACCGCGUAGCUCAGUUGGCAGAGCAUUGGGCUAGUAUUCCAAAGGUCGUAGGUUCGAAUCCCACCGUGGUCAGGCAUAUUUUUCAAGCUUGCCCGGUGUGGAUAUUCACUCAAAGUAACAUCACAAGCAUCAUAUAUAUUCACCUGAGUUCAUUAUACCAGCACAGAAAAAUUCAUGAUUAUUAGAUUACAUUGAUAUCGAAGGAACUAGAUUCUGUUCCGAAAUAUCACAUACUCGAACCGACCAGACCGCGUAGCUCAGUUGGCAGAGCAUUGGGCUAGUAUUCCAAAGGUCGUAGGUUCGAAUCCCACCGUGGUCAGGCAUAUUUUUCAAGCUUGCCCGGUGUGGAUAUACACUCAGAGUAACAUCACAAGCAUCAUAUAUAUUCACCUGAGUUCAUUAUACCAACACAAAAAAAAAAUCAUGAUAUAUAAAUAUCAAACAAAAUUUGAAUUAUAAAUAGUAUUUAUACAUACUAUUGAAAUUUAAUACAACGAAAUAGCAACCAUUGUGAAGUACGCAUAAGAUUCAACAUGACAUUCAACAUGACAUUCGAUAUAGUGUAAAUUAACUCAUUUCAAUCACUCAAACCAUAGGCAGCCCAAUGUUAUGGUUGCCUGCCUUUGCGCGAGCGAGGCAUUGUAUAGUUGUAUUAUUUCCUAAGGUAGGCAAAUGCAAUCAAACUAACGAUACAUAUACCUUCAAACAAUCCAAAAUACUUCAAAUAUCUUUACAACUACGCUAAAAUAAUCACAGAAAUAAAAUCUACGAUACUUUUACUAUAUACUAACAAUAUUUUAAUGUACAAAACAAAUUUGUAAUGCGAGAAAAAUACGAAAAGUUUUUUCAUUUUUUUUCAAUUCUUGAAUGAGACGAUGCUGGCACAGAAUAGAAAGUAAGACCAGAAGUCUCACUGAGCCAAAAUUAUGUCCGUAAUUUUUUAUGCGCAGGGGCGAGCCAGCAAGUGUAAUCACGACGAUAUCAAACACGAGCAAUACGCCAUCACUUGAUAAAGAUCGUUUGUUUUAACCGUUUUUAAAUACCACAGGUCCAAAUAAUGGGUCAUCGCAACAGGAAGACACGACUUAAAAACAAAAGCGUAAAAUAUUUACACAAUAAUUAAUUGCAGAAUAUGCAGCGUACACUUUGAGCAUGUUUUGUGAUUUCAAGAAAAAACGUUGAUUUGAGGAAUUGACGCCAGAUUGAUGCUGACGAACGCUGACGUGAUGUUCGCAGCAAGUGUCACACGUCAUCUAGCGUGCGAAAUUCGUGAUCCGCAAGGCGAAAAUUGCGGAUACGAAAAUGUUAAGGAAAGGUGUACACAGUGAGGCUUCUGGUUAUAUUUUCUAUUCUGUGAUGCUGGAUUGGCGCUUGACGUUUUUGAUGGCGUUUCAAAUGACGAAUUUCCAAUCUUAUUGGCUGUCAUUUUUACGGUUUUAAAAUGUCGAAAUGACAGCCAAUGAGAUUGGAAAUUCAUCAUUUGAAAUGCCAUCAAAAACGUCGAGCGAGAAUCCAGCAUCGUCUCAUUCAAGAAUUGAAAAAAAUGCAAAAACUUUUCGUAUUUUUCUCGCAUUACAAAUUUGUUUUGUACGGUACGUUGAAAUAUUGUUAGUAUAUGUUUCACGCCAGUUGUACCAAGGAUUUAUAUAAGCGCUAUAGCGCAUCAUAUAGUCCAGUCAAUCUGUGACCAGAGGUCAAAGAAAUUGCAAUAGAAUUUUUUUCAGUGGUAAAAUGUGAGGGAAGGUGUCCUGAUUAACAUACUAAAAAUAAAAAAAAAUCCCUUCGGUGGAACAUGGUGAAAAUCGAGUUUCUCAUUGUGGACAGAAUGUUCAAAUUUUGAAAUCAUUUUUAGGCAAAUGUAACCUACAUUAUUGGAAAGCUUAGAAAAAAACUAAAAUAUAGAUCAUUAAACGGUUAUAUUCAAUUUACUGGUCAGUUUGUCGUUAUUCUAGCUCAAAGUUGGAAAAAUAGUGCAAAAUUUGCACAAAAUACAAAUUUAUGGCAUUUUAAAUCUUGUAUAACUUCGGCUGGAUAGGCAAAAGCAAGAUAACCGUUUUAUGAUUUAUAUUUUAGUUUUUUCUAAGCUUUCCAAUAAUGUAGGUUACAUUUGCCUAAAAAUGAUUUCAAAAUUUCAACAUUCUGUCCACAAUGGUUUUCUAUAGGUAGAAGUAAGAAAAACCAUGUUCCACCGAAGGGAUUUAUUUUUAUUUUUAGUAUGUUAAAAUCAGAACAACUUUUCUCACACUUUACCACUUUACCACUACUUUGAUCAGGACCAUCUACUUAUCGUGAUUUGACUGGACUAAUAAGAUUUCAGAUGGUAUUCAACAUGUACGCACUGCGUACCUAUUUUUUUACAAUUUGAGUAAUUUUUGCGUAGAUUCUCAUUAUAAAAGAAUGUUUGUGCAGGAAAUUAAACGCACAGUUCAGCCUUUUGAAUGAUGGUUUUUAAGGCAUAUUACAACCCUUUUAAUUGAAAAAACUAACCAGGAAAAUCAAUUAAGUAUAAUUCAAGAUCAGUAACUUCAAUGUUUUAAACAUUUUUUAACAUUUUUUAAUGUUAAAAACAUUGAGUUCACUGAUCUUGAAUUAUGCUUAAUUGAUUUUCCUGGUUAGUUUUUUCAAUUAAUAAGGGGGAGCUUCACCUCGAAAUUUACUUUAACUUAGGCCAACUUUAACAAUCGUUUUCAGGCAUGUUUUAAGACAAAAUAUGCAUAAACUAUAUAUUUUUAGAAACUACAGAUAUUAAGCUACAAAAUGGAACAAAAAUUUUUUUCAGUGUUCGUAAUCAGAUUGAAAUUUGACACCACAGAAGAGAGUAGUAUAUAGAAAACUAAAUUCUAAUGGCCACUUUGCCCCCCCAUAAAAUCUCUUUCAAUAUGUUGUGUAUUCAAGUGAAAUUGCACAGGAUGGUAGCUAGGAUAUUGAACUAUGCUCCUAUUACCCAUUUUUUUGUCAUUCACCAUGGUUGCUAUGGUAACGUAUAAAACAGAUUGCACAUAGAAUUUUCACUGUAAAUCCUGUUAGAAAAUAUAUAUUAAAAAAAUGGGUAAUAGGAGCAUUCUACAUACCUUGGGCUACAUGUGUGCCAAAAAUGGUACAUUUUCGUUAAAAGAGUAAGAAGAUAGCCUUGGGGGGCAGUUGAUGAGCGGCCGAAUAUCGCAAUUUGAGAAAAAGGCAGUUAAAGUCCAAGUAGACUUGAAACUUGUGUUUCUAGUGUUUUUUACUGUUUUAAAGUGUUAUUCUUUCCUUGUCUGCUUGCUCUUGCCUUCCUUAGGAGUAGUUUUAUCUGUCUUCCUCUUUCUCUUCCUUGAACCAUUGAAAUUAUCUUCGUUAAAUGCCGCGCUUUGAUAUGUUACUCCUUCUAAUGCCUUCAAUCUGGCCUCUUCAACCAAUUUCGCCUGUCGGAUCUUCUGCCUUGCUUCUUUAAAUUUCUUUUGGGCUCUUGCAUUUGCUUGCUUCACUCUCUUCUUAUUCUUUUUCCCACUUCCAGCUUUUGUAUAGUAACCACCAGAGAUCUCCAACUCUUUCAUGACGCCAUGUCGACCAGCCGCACCAAUGUUGAAUUGCAUGAUUGCAGAGGCAGCUGCUGUCUCAACAGAUUUUAUCCCUCUGUUCCUAUGUUUAGGGCAUCUGUUCCACACAAGUGAGUUGACAGACUCAUUAGCAUUCUGUGAGAGCCCUGGUAAGCACCUUUUCAGCAGCUUCUUCUCACUAAGUCGGUCGAAUAUCGGUAUUAAAAAUUCUAAAAAGACUGGAUCCAGAUGGUGUGACUUGUCGAGAAAAGGAGUAUUGGUUCCUACUGCUUUGUCUCUCUUGAAUGAACACCAGGAACUUUCUCCAUCAGGACAGUACUGAUGCCUCUUCUUUUCAUCCACAAUCUUCACGCUGUGGUACAAUACUCCUUUUAUCGCACAUUGCAUUCUCUUUACUGCAUCCUCCACUUCUUGUUUACUUUUCGCUUUUUUGUCCACGCACCGUCUAAUGGCAUUGCCAUAAUAUUUCUGCAGUUUGUCAAUCAUAGGCCUGGUGAGUCUUCCUGCUCUUCCUCCCACCGGUUUACCAUCUGCGAGCUUUGACUUUGCAGACAGAGCUAUCAGGUUUUUGCCCAUACGCUUCUGCACAUGUCCGACACACAAUCAAGCUUGCUAACCCGAUGGCAAUUUUCAUUGCUUGUGCUAUGUUCUCUCUCCCAAUUAGCAUGUGCUUUCGAUUUCAACCACUUUUGGUACUCUGCUGACUGUUUGUCCAUAUUUUCAUAUUUCUCACAAUCAUCACAAACCAUACCAUAUCAAUAUACCGGAACUUGUGCUUCUCGACAGAUCUACUCCACAAAAUUCUGGCUGCUUCUUUUUCCAUAGCAGGACUAGAACCAUUAUAAUUCUUUUUGGCACAGUCCACUGGCCGCAUGAGCAUCUUUCCACUCUUGGUAUUUAUCGCGAUUGCUUUUGUGUUUCUCAUGCAGCUUUGCAAAGUUCACAGACCUUUGAUAAAACAACAUAGUCCAAGACUUCCCCAGUAUCAGCAGAAAUGACAAUUCCAACUCCAUAGUUGGCCGUGAAGCCCCUUUUGCUCCAUGUACCAUCAAAUGACACGGCAACAUCAAGAAUUUCUGCAUCAUCCUUCUGCAGGAAUGUGCGUACUGGAUGGCCGGCAUCGUUCAACCUUUCUUCCAAAACUUUUCGUGUUGCUAAGUUCACCGAGCGAUUAUGUUUUUGAUAAGCACUAUCACUUACUGGGGGUGGCAUAUUUAAAAUUUCGCAAAUGGUUGCAAGAGCCUCUCUGCCUAAGCCCAACUCACCCAUGGCAAAAUUCGUUCUCCGAUUCUAACAUCAAAAGAACGAGCUUUUCCCUCGACUGGCUUCGAAGUAUCCAUGUCCACUCUCUGUCUACAUUUGGUGCAUUCAAAAUAGUAGCUGCUGCUCAAUCCAGCACGUUUUGAAGCAUCUUCACAAGUUAUGAUUGUCCCAUUCUUACAUUUGUGCAUCAUUUCAACAGCUUUCCGUAUGUUCUCAAUAUAAACAAUUCGGUAUCCGUCUUUUUCCUCUUGUGAAUUCUGUCUUGUAAAUUCGGGAGUUUGGGGUAGUUCAGAACUAGCAUUCUCCAGUUUUCUUGCCGAUGUUGACUUUACAGUAACCAAAUCUUCGUUAUUUAUCAUUAUCUUGGGUAAUUGCGUUUUGUUGGCUGGCAGAUUGAGAGCCAUUAUUUUCGCCAUCUUUGCGCAAAUCAGCGAAACGUUUCCCUUUGAAAAGGUUUUUCUUCGUUGAUUUGUUUCUCACACGCAACUUUGUGCCUUCUUUAGAACCUUUUGGCAUUAUUACAAGCAAAAAAUACAACAAAAUAUAGCGACAAAAUAGCGAUUCAGCAGAAUACAUUCUCAAACCUGUUUCGAAUGUUGACCACAGUAUGCAAAUCAGAAUGUAAAUAAGCAAAAUUAUGCAAUAAGCAUGUACCUAUGCCCAUAGAGAUUAUAAAUAACACUAGAGGAGGCAUUGUAAUCUUAAUUCAGUAAAAAAAAGGGAACGCGACUAUUGGGGGGCAAAUUCAAGUCCCGGAUGUGUAUUCGUGUUCCCAUUGGUGACGAGUUUCAAAUCAGCCAAUGAGAGCAGGAUUUUAUAUCCGGGACUUGAAUUUGCCCCCCAUUAGUUGCGUUCCCAAUUUUUAAACUCGAUGCCUCCUCUAGUGUUAUUUAUAAUCUCUAUGCCUAUGCCCCCCUCGUAUCCCUAAUACACACAUUUAGCAUAGGUAGCCCUAUUCAAUAUUUUUACAUCAAAAUGGCCCAGAAAAACGGCCUUUUCAGAGGUUUUUUGAAUUCCGUUUCCAUGGUAACCAGCUGCAAACAAUCGACAGAUUUUCAGGUUCUCUACCAAAAGUCUAUUUUUUAAUGGUAAAACGCAUAAAAACAAAAAACAUCAGUAGUUGAUAAAGUACAUGUUAAGGUAUACUAUUAUGAUGUUUUUAAAAUUUUGAUAUUUUUUUCCAGUAUCACCAAAUUUCUAGGUGAAGCUCCCCCAAAGGGUUGUAAUGCACCUUAAAAACCAUCAAUCAAAAGGCUGAACUGUGCCUCCUCCAAAGCCAAAACUUUACAGUCUGGCUCCUUCUCUACCAGUGUGUAAUACUGUAAUUUGCAUUGAAACAUACUUGAAUUAGUUUGGGAUGGGACAUCAAAGCUAGUUUGAAAAUUAAAAAUGUUACAAAAUUUCAAAUAAAUUAAGUUCAAAGACUUCUGUCACAUUUGUUAAAGUUUCUCUGUCACGUUUUUCUGAAAUGCCUUACUAUUAUUUGUCUUAGUUAUUUGGCUUUGUUGAAGUGCCAGGACCAAGAGGUGAUCAAUCAUCUGUUCAAGCAAUUCAAAAACUCAAGGUUUGUUUAAGACUGUUACUGUAAUGCCAAAAUUGUGCAAAAAUGUUAAUUACUUUGCAUUAUUUAUUUCAGCAACAAGCAAAACAGUUGAAGAAAGGUGCCAAUGAGCAUAAGCUUAAAAUAACAUUUAAUAUAACUCUUCAAGGCGUAAGAUUGUUCAAUGAAAAAACACAGGUAAUUAACGGGAAAAUAUAUAGAACAAUAAGAGAUAUUUAAUUUACUUCUUUUAGUCUUUUCAUAGCCUAGCCUAUUGCAGGGGAAAGUGGUACAUUCUCAUGGGGCCGUUUAUUGGCGCCUUAAGUUAAACAACAUGAAAUAUCCCAAUGUGUGCCUGGUCUCUUUGUCAAUCUAAUAUAUGGGGAGUGUCAGGUUUGAGGCAACAUCUAGUUUUCUUUAUCAGGAAACAUAUUAGGGAGCACUGUCAUGGGACUGCCUGAAAACUAGGAAUGCAUACAGCUAUUUCAAUUAAGGUUGUCCACGAGCAAAGCGGAAAAGUCGAAUACGAGCGCGAAAGGCUACUGGGAAUCGCUAACAAAUUAAUGAAUUUUCAAAGCGAUUCCCAGCUGCCUUCCGCGCUCGUAUUCGACUUUUCCGCUUUGCUCGUGGACAACCUUAAUUGAAAUAGCUGUAUGUAUGUAUGUAGUCAACAUAUAUAUGUAAUACCCAUGAAGGUAUUAUCCCCAUGGAAGUGGAUUCCAAGUAAUUAAAUUUCGGGCACUGUAGACGUGUGUAGACCUGAGCACUUAGCGACAUAAGUUUUUUUAUCAAUUGGCCAAAUACAAUGGAAUGGCUCAAGUAGAAAAUAAAAUCUUCAUUUUCAAGUGGUUGACUACACUGAUAAAGGUCACAUUUCCAUUUUGACAGCUAAAAAAAUGCUGGCUUGGGAAGAAAAAAUUAGUAUAUUACUAUAUUUAAUAUACCAUAUGCCCAUAUCACAUGCUGACAAAAGUAAAAUUACAGUACAUGUACUGUAUAUCUUUGUUUGAAUCAUGCUCAGAAAACCAAGUAGGUCGGAUGGAAGCCGUUUUGAAAAAGACUAUAACCAUUAGUUGGCAGUGGAUGCUAUAUAAUAGUUUUCAACACUGGGUUGGUAGAACUGCUCCAUCAUUUUCGCAGUUGAUUGAUUAAUCGAUUAAUUGGUAUUGAUUAGUUAAUUUAAAUUUUAUAUGCCCCUUGCUUGUUGUCGCCCAAUAAUUCAGUCCGUAUUUACGUUUCAAAUUAUUGUUUACUGUACUUAUUGCGCACUUUCUCGCGCACACAGAGUUCAUACAAGUAGACAACUGACAAUACAUGAAUACAAUGACGAGGUUUAGUUCAGGGCGAUUUUUCAAGUACAAUAUAAAUAACGUUUCAAUACGUACAUUUAAAAAUUGUCUAUUUACACAAUACCUAUUUAUAAACACAGUGAGCGAAAAUGUCGUCACACACUGUAAUAACUUGCGUUGAGAAUAACUUGCGAAACAUUGCAUGCGUUGACAAUAAGUCAACGUGAUGAUGGCUUGGAUAAAGUUAAUAUAUAAACGUUGACAAUAAGCCAACUAACGUAAGGUAUGACAAUAAUUCCGCAAGGAAGCUCAUUGUCGCAUUCCGGUAUCGCCGUGCUGUGCACGAUUCUUAUAGAUGAUCCGAUUAUUCCGGUUAUUGUUUAUAUUUAAUAAGUAUAAUUGAUUGCGGGAAAAACGCCGAGAAAAUAAUCGAUUAAGUGGAAACAGCUCUAAAGAUUAGUGACGAUUCAAUCGGCCAUUUCGACUUUCUCUUUGUAGACAAUUGAACACGAGCAUCCUAUACAAAAGAUAUCGUUCAUAUCUCAUGAUCCUGAAGACCGUCAUGUAUUUGGUUAUAUCUAUAGUCCACCACGGAGUGCUGCUAACGAGGCCAGGAAAUAUUAUCUCUUUGCUAUUAAAUCCGAUAAAUCUGUAAGUUGCUGUACAAGUCCAUGCAAUUGCAAGUCCAUGCAGUUUUUAUUUUUUAACAAGCACAGCAAGAAAAGGUCACAAGCAAUUCUCAAAAUUGAUUUUGAAACAUACUCCUGCCAUGCACAAUAAGCAAAACAAUGAGAGAACAACAUAGAAACACCCUGAUGUUCAGAAUUGCGCAUUUUAGGCGGAUGUGAUAACAGUUCAACUAUAUGAACUGUUUCAAGUGGUGUACAAGAUGCAAGAGAAUAAAAAGAUCCAGGGUAAAGAUAAUAAACACAGACAACAUGAAAAAUCCUCUCAGCCUUUGGAACCAUUGCAAGAUAAAAUGUUGCUUGGUGGGUAUACUCACUAUCAUUUCCUGGUUGCAGUGUCGCUUGCAUUUUUAGGGUUAACCGUCGAAGAUAAAAACAUUGUCAAUGUUAAAGGUUUCAAUUAACUCAAAAAUUCAGUCUACUGUAUAUGACUGCGUGGGGCUACAUGGUUGCUGAUCAAAUUGUUUCAAGGCUUUCACAUGCUCUUGGCUAAGUUAACUGCACGAAUACUGUAGUUACCAAACGCGAUGUAUAUGUAGGCGUGAAAUACCAUAUUUGCUAGUUAUAGCUCCAGAAAAAUCAUAGUGCAAAAAUUAAGUUUGAAUUCGCGAUAAUUGCAAAUAAUAUUUAUUGUGUGUCAUGCGGCGUGCCUUAAUUUGUGUUUUCUGGAACCUUAUAUUGCGAAGGCCAUGCUUCGGAAUUUAGAGUUAAGUUAAGUUGUGUAAUAAUAUGAAACAUAAAGAUACCGAUUUAUUCAUCUUAUUUUAAAUAAUUUAACGACACACUCCUGAUAACUCAAGCGUUUUCUGUUUUUCAUUGAAUGUUUCCGUUAUUGGGAGUAUUGGGUGUCAACUCUAGUACUCUACUCUCAUGUAGAUCACAUACCAUUUGCUUGAAAUUGUUCCGGAAUACCGCGAUAUAUUUCAAAUAUGCUAUGCAAUGUUUUUGUCUGGGACUAGUAAUACGUUAUACUGUAUAUACGUAUAUACAUGCAUGUAGUUUCAAAUUUAGGGAAUUGGUAUAAAAGAGCAAUGUACUUUUAACUUGUUUGCAUUGCCACAUGCACUCCAACUAGUGUUUGAAACAUCACGAACAACAACGUCCAAUGAGUUGUUAAAGUUUUAACUUGUACUUUCUCAUAAUGGUUUUAUCUUUUCAGAAAUGUCAAACAAAAUUGGUGGGGAUCAACAGCAGUAUCCAGCAGAUGAACAUUUAUAUGCGGUAUGAUAGUUUCUUUUGUUUUAAUGUUUUUUCUGUGGUAAGUCUUUUAAAUCAUAUAGCUAUCUUAAAAUACGCAUAAACAAACCUCUCCCCAUUCCUCUUGCUUAUCGGAAACUUUUAAUGUACUUCGCAUUAUAUUUUCUUCUAGGAACCCACUUUUGUCAAACGUACGCCCUCAGAACCACCGUCUGACUACGCUGUGAGUUACAUUAAGUUGUUCCUUCAACAAAAAUGCAUAUGUUUAAAUUACUGUAUAUAUUAUAAGGUCGUUUAUUAAAGUGUUCAAGCAUGGUGCUAGAAUUAUUAAAAUAUUGUAUCACAAUAUUUUAAUACUGUUAUUAGAUUCCAACUGACCAACCUUUCCAGUCACCAAGCGUCAGUGAAAGUAAUGAAUAUCAGGUACUACCUUGUUUAUUUUACAAGUACUGUAUGCUUUGACAUCUAAUUGUGUUUUGUCGAAAACUUGUAAUCUGAUCCAGCUCUCGCCUUGUUCAAGUAACGUUUUAUAGUACAACAAAGGUUCUUCUUUUACCUGUAGGUUCCACGCCAAGAAAACGAGAUAAGUGAAAGAGAACGGGCAGAUAUUGCCACGGCUAUUGCUUUAUCCUUGAGUAUGCAAGAAAAUUCUCAGCCUUUCUCGGACAGCGUGUCUACACCUGCCACAAAUGACGAUCCUGGUUUCGAGGCCAUCUCUGACUCAACUGUGUCCUUCCCCACAGAGGAAACCUCGAAGCAAAGCACAUUUCAUGCCGAGUUUCCGCCAUUUGAAAAUGGAUUUACAAGUCCUGAGGAUUUAAAAUUCACAGACUUUUCUGAAUCUUCCAAUGAUUCGGAGAGAUUUAAUAUACCUGGUGCCGACGAAAUACAGACGGUGCCUUCAAAACAAAUCUCUUUCAAUGCAUUUGACGAUCUUUCGUCAACGACUGAUGUGAAGACGAAUUUCGAAACAUCUCAAAACGAAAAUGAAAAUGCAAACAUUGACAAUGAGGUAAUAUCUUCCUCGGAGCCUUCUGGUGAAGCCACGUCUAAUUCCAAAGAAACGGAAGAUAUAAAUUAUAAUUCGACAAAGAUCGAAUUUGAACCUGUAGAAGGAGUUGUUAAAGAACUGCCUUCUACUAAUCCAACUAUUGAGAAUUUUUCGUCGUUUGAAAGUGAGAAACAAAAUGAUAACGAUGCGAAUGAUGUUGAAACUGAAACCUCCACUACGACUGGAACCAGUACGUUCGUCACUCAAACAUCAUUUGAAGUCAACUUUGAGACUGAAAAUGAAGAUGAGAAUUCAUCCAAACAAACUCAGCAAGAUAUAUUCCCAUUUGAUGCUAGUUUAGACGCAUUUUCCAGCCAAGACCCUUUUGCAAGUACCGGUCCAACUGAAUUUGACCAAUCAGCAUUUGCUGCAUUUGCUGAUGACGAUCCAUUUUCUCCUAAAGGUGGCAACAACAUGGACACAAAAUCGGAUCCGUUUGCAGAAAAUGACAAUCCUUUUACUUCAAAUUUUAGUGAAUCAGAUGUACAUACAAGUGAUUUUGAACAAAUUCCUGAUGAAACAAAUAGUGAAAACGAUCAAAAUAGCAAUAGAGAGGAAGAUAUAUUUGAAGCGAUGUUUGAGGCUAAAAUGGAAGGGCAAUUUGAGAAUGAUACUUUAAGCAAAGAUGAAAAUGAAAAGGAAGAACCAAAUAACAUUCAGCAGAAUCCGGUUGAAUUUGACCUUGAAAAAUCAAGUCAUGAGACAACUGCAGAACUUGAUAACCAAGAGAAGGAAAUUACUGAAACACCUGAAGAAUAUCAAACUCCAAUGACUUUGCCAAAUAUAAACACAACCGAACCGGUCGAGGAUGCCACUGUGUUAAGUAACUCUCCUGUCUCAAACAAUGAAGUUUUGGAGGACCAGCUUGACGAGACGGAAAGUAGUAAGGAGGAUAAUGCGAACGAAGCGAACGCGUUUGAUUUUUCAUCAAACGAUGUGUAUGUUACACUGAAGACCGCUAUCCCAUCUAAUAAUAGAGCUCAGUCACCAACUGAGUUCUCACCACCACCAUUACCACCACGACCUCUUAUCCCUAAGGAACCCAUUGACACUAUAGGAAGUCCUAAAAUACCACCAGCUCUUCCACCAAGACCCACUAUAAACCAUCCAUCACAUACAGAAACAACUAUACGUAAACCUCCAGAACUUCCGCCGAGAUUGGACUUGGAAGAAAAUGAUUUAGUCGAAAAUGAACUUGUGGAUACAGUACAAGAACCUGAAUCGUUUGCAAAUGAUACUGGAUCACCGAUGUUUCAAGCUAACUUCGACACUUUUGAUUUUGAUGAUAUCGAGAAUAACUCGCCUGUUGGAAAUGUAGGAACACCUACUGCUGAGUUUGAUUCUAGUGAUCCCUUUAAAGAUCCUUUUGCAGGUGCAGAUCCAUUUCAAACUCCUAUCGCAGGUGAUCCCUUCGCUUCAUCGACAUCUUUUGAUCGAGACGUUCAACAAGACAGUGAUGAUUUUGAUCCAUUUUCAGGAGAUGACCCAUUUGCUAUGACCCCAGCUUUUGAUGCUCAAGCAUCUUUCGGUUCACCUUUUAAUACAAAUUUACCAUCUAGUGAUGAACCAAAUAAUGAUGAGGAAAAAGACAAGGUAAGAUUUUCCAAUUAGAGUUUAGGUCCUAUAAGGGCAAUCUCUAUAUCUUCUGUAAGAUGUGUUGUUAUGGACGGCAAAACUUUUCCGAAGUUUUGUAAUUUGGCGGCUUUAUUCGUCAAUAUUUUCCACAAAAUAAAACAGUAUAAAGGAAAUACGUUCGACCCACGUUUCGUUUUCGAGCUAUAUAUAAAAUCUGGACGAUAUGUUAUGUGCUCGACGCAGUCCGCACGCGGCUGUCUGUAAAUAAUAAGCUAUAACUAUAAAGUAAAAUAUUAAAUUUAACAUAUCAGAAUGUUAACAAAUGUUUCGAGUCCAGAACGUAUGUUGUGCGAUUUAGUACUUUCUUCAUAAAUGUUUGCGGCCUACCACACUGAUUGCAAUUGCUAUUAUGUACUUUGUUGGAAUCACGGUUAUUAGACUUAAAAGUGCGAUGGUUUCACUUGAUGAAAUAUCAUACGUGAAGUCAUGCUGUACAUGCAUAUUAUACUGUAGUUGUCUGAUGAAGCGUCAGUGAAUUUGUAUAUAUUUGUUAUACUGUAUAGUGAAACGAAAUUACAGUUGUCGAAUAACGGGAAAUGAAUGAAACAAAGGGUAUUUUGUUACGUCUGUCGUCUGCUUACAUAAAUGUCCACGACUCGGUGAUUGUGGUAUAUGAAAUACAGGGGGCAUUUGAAUGGUCUCAUUAAUGCCUUACAAAAGAUCUUUAUUGGGCUUUAGCUCAGGGUUCAGUGUUGAACACAGUCAAACUUAUAUCUCACACACACACACACACACACACACACACCCCUCCAACCCCCCGAGACCAACACACAUUCCUAUCUUUUGGAAUUGACACUUUGCAAUCCACCACAUGUCCACCACAGUUCACCAACGGCAAUGGUAUUAUUCAGCCUGAAUGUCAUAAACGUUCUGGAGAGAUUUUUACCAAUUUAGUUUGCUACAAAUCUAAUAUAUAUAAAAUCCCCAGUGAUGUUUCAUGCACGCACAACGACACGUUGAAUAUUUUUACGGCAACUGUACAUUAUUAACUGAUGCAGAUUACAGUACAUUAAUUUCUAUUUAUAACCUUUAUUGCAGUUCGCAGAUUUCUCGACAUCAUUUACUUGAAAACAUGGAAUCGAAGUUACGAGGAACCAACUGCCAACUGGGAAAAUGCUUUCACGUUUGUUGCAGGCGACAGAUAAUAAUCAGAACGAAUAAUACGAAUAAUAUUUUUCAAACACGACAUUAGGGGCAGGGGCCAACCGGUUGACGUUAGAGGUUAUGGAAGAGACGGAAUGAAAGGUAAUCCAGGGUGUAUAAAAAAGGUAAUUCAACUUUGCCUGUGGCAUGUUAUCGUGCAUUACAUAUUACGCUUAUCCAUUCACUUUUUUCACAUCAGUAAAGAGCAGGUCACUAGAUCUCGAACGAGACCUUUCUUACAUCAUUGCGAUCACAAAUAGCCAAAUACGAGUCGAUUUUGAUAUGUCAGUCGAAAUCGCAUUUUUCCAUCGUUGGGAUUGCAUGUAAAGCUGUUGUUUGAGUAUUGAAAUUAUUCUCAUUUUGGUUUCAAAUUUAAAUUGCUUUAACAAGGAUGCGGAGCAACAUAUUGGGUUAUUAAAGAAGCAUCACGUUUUGAAUUGAAUAAAACAUUUACAAAACUGGAAGUUUGCAGACUUAAAGUGCCUAUAUCAUGGUUUUGGAGUUUGCAUAUCUCGAAAGUUUGGGGUAUUUUAAGACACUUUGCAAUAUAUUUUGUAAUUGAAAAAUUUCAUCUUGAUGGAUUUAUUAGCUCUUAAAGUUACCGGACAUGACGUCAAAAGGAGAAUUGCAAAUCAGUUUUCCUUUGUACCAUUGCAACAAAAUUCUCCUUUUGACGUCAUGUCCGGUAACUUUAAGAGCUAUUAAAUCCAUCAAGAUGAAAUUUUUCAAUAACAAAAUAUAUUGCAAAGUGCCUUAAAAUACCCUAAACUUUCGAGAUAUGCAAACACCUGUGCAAACUCCAAAACCAUGAUAUAAGCACUUUAACAAAGCCAAUGCCAUACGUUCCCCAUAUAAGCAACCAGCAUUUAGGCAAAUGUUCGAAUAUUGGAAGAAAUUUUAAAAGGUGGAAAAUGCAGUUUCAAUCGACCACUUUAAAUCAGAUCGUAUUUGCCCAUCUUUGAUCGCAAUGUUACAAUAAAGGUGUCAUUUGACAGCUAAAAGCCAGAGGCCGGUUGUGUUAAUUAUAGUUAGUGGAAAAGUUAACCAAUCAGAAUCGAAUAUUUCAGAGUAAACUAAUAUAAUUUAACUACGAAACGGGUAGUUAAAAAGUAGUUAAGAGUUUCAUACAACCGGUCCCUGGUCUUUAUAAAUACGAAAAAUUAAUCUAUAAACGCAAUUUUAAUUUACGCACGACAACAUGUCAGAGUUGGAUUACACCCAUAUAUCUGCAGGUUUGCUUCUCAGUAGUAUAUUUACACACCACAGAGACCCAGGCUCUAUUUGUCCGUGCCCACCUGUGACUUGGUGGGCGCGGGCAAAUAGAGCCUGGGUCUCUUGUGCACACACGUGUGUCGUCAAACGAAUAGCCUAGGGAUAGGGCUAGGGUCAUCACGAAGCUACGGGAAAAGGUUUUGUGAUUAGGUAUGAAAUGCUGAAGUACAAUAACCCAAUAGAAUACAUUUUCUAAAGUAUGAGUCACAAACAAUGAUCACUUUUGUUUACGGAAGUACACCACCAUGCCUAUACCAGGUCCCGGCAUACCUCAAAAGUCAAAUUGUUGGCCCCUAAUAACCCACAAUCAAGAUUUUACAUAUACAUGUGUGUACAUUUCUAUAAAUUCUUAGCUGUAAAGUUGUAUAUUGUAUGUACAUGCAGUGACGUUACAAAUCCAAAAUUACUCUAUGAGUUACGUUACUAAGUCAAAAGUCUAUACACAAUGUCAAUGUAUGACCUCAAAUUUUUUCAUCUAUUAAAGUAAAAACCGAUCGAGGAUAAAUGGUUCAAGUUUCAAAACAUUUUUAUUGUUGUAUUAUUUUACCAUAAAUUUUAACAAUAGGGGAAAACGUCCCCUCUCUCCCAAUAAAGUCUUUGUACAAUAGUUGAUCAAUUGAACAACUGAAGCUGUAACAAUGCAGUAUUUCAACAAUAAAAGCCUGCUCUAGUAAACUCGACCUCGCAAGCUUGAUUUUGUACCUCCGCCCUUUUCCGCGCGCAGGCGGCCAUACAUAGGUCGAUGAAAUUAAAACUGAGCGAGAGAUAAUCUGCAUAAAAGAUAAUCCAUGGCCAGGUGUAAACGUUUUCUACCGUGACACAAUUACUGAUACUUGAAAAGAAAAUUAUUGAAUGUCGGGGUUCCAGCAAUGGCGAAGCUGGCCAUAGCAGCAGGUUAUGCUAUGUAAAUUUUUAAUGUUGCAUCAUUCAAACUUUAUAAUUGACUUUUUAAACCUAUAUAGAUGCAGGUUUAUUAGCAUAGCAUGAGCGGUUGCUAAAGCUUCACCACUGGGUUCCAGGGUAGUUAGCGAUGAAGAAUCAGAACAAUAUACAUAUGUGGUUACAAGAUCAAACUACCUGAAAUACAAUAAGAACUUUGACAUUUCACACGAAGUUUUGAUCCAG